AUGAAAACACCUGACAUGUGGAAGGUCCUCAGGAAGUUCUCUAUCCACAUUCUGCGGAACUUCGGGAUGGGAAAGAGGAGAGUUGAAGAGCGGAUCCUGGAGGAAGGCAGCUUCCGGUUGACGGAGCUGCAGAAAACCGCAGGGAAAAUGUGUCAGUACAACCUCUUUCCAAGCCUCCUGGACUGGGUGUCCAGGCUGCACAGACGCCUUUUCCUGAACUUCGGGCGCCUGAAGGACUUCAUCGCUCUUAGCGUCCGCGACCACCAGGCCUCCUUCGACCCCAACUCUCCCCGAGACUGCAUUGAUUGCUUCCUUACCAAGAUAGCACGGGAAAUGCAGGACCCGCUGAGCUACUUCCACAUAGAUACCCUGCUGAUGGCCACAUAAAACCUGCUCUUUGGCGGCACCCAGACCUUGGGCGCUACGCUGCGCUUCGCCUUCCUCGUGCUCAUGAAGUACCCAAAAGUUCAAGGUGCGCGCCAAGCCCGACCAACCCGCGUGGUGGGACGCGCGCGGCUGUGGGCACUGGGGGACCUAGUGGCCAUGCCUUAUAUAGAUGCGGUGAUACACGAGGUGCAGCGCUUCGCAGAUGUCCUCCCCAUGAACUUGCCGCACCGCGUCACUCAGGACACGAUCUUUAGCGGCUUCUUGAUACCUAAAGGAACGGAUAUCAUCACCCUCCUUAACACAGUCCACAACGACCCCACCCAAUUCCUGAAUCCCCAGGUAUUCAAUCCUGAGCACUUUCUGGAUGCAUCCUUCCAGACGAACCCUGCCGGCAUGCCCUUCCCAGCCGGACGCCGACUGUGCCUGGGCAAGUCGCUGGCGCGAAUGGAGCUCUUCCUCUACCUCACCGCCAUUCGGCAGAGCUUCUCGCUGCAACCGCUGGGAGCGCCCGAGAACAUCGACCUGACCCCGCUCAGCUCGCGUCUCGGCAAUUUGCCGCGGCCCUUCCAGCUGUGCGUGCGCGCGCUCUGA
Rhinolophus ferrumequinum (greater horseshoe bat) is the source of this 978-nucleotide messenger RNA. RefSeq names its product cytochrome P450 2F5-like. The record is from RefSeq and is a predicted model, not a curated record. Gene Ontology annotation, biological process: xenobiotic metabolic process. NCBI's taxonomy places the organism in Eukaryota, Metazoa, Chordata, Mammalia, Chiroptera, Rhinolophidae. Gene Ontology annotation, cellular component: cytoplasm; intracellular membrane-bounded organelle. Gene Ontology annotation, molecular function: oxygen binding; oxidoreductase activity, acting on paired donors, with incorporation or reduction of molecular oxygen, reduced flavin or flavoprotein as one donor, and incorporation of one atom of oxygen; heme binding.